AUGGCGGUCCCCAAGGAUUCCCUCUUCCGCUCCUGCGACAUGUCCUUGACCCAGCUCUACAUUGCGAACGAGAUUGGUCGAGAGGUCGUCAGUGCUCUGGGGGAAGUGGGCGAGGUUCAGUUCCGAGAUUUGAACUCGGAGACUACAGCUUUCCAAAGGACCUUCACUCAGGAGAUUCGAAGACUCGACAAUGUCGAGCGGCAGCUCCGCUACUUCCAAUCCCAAAUCAACAAAGAGUCAAUACCUAUCAGACCGCAGCAUGAAUUCUCAAAUAUGCUUGCAGCCCCUUCAGCUUCUGAAAUUGACGAGCUCUCCGAUAAGAGUGAAAGCCUUGAGCAGCGAGUGGCAUCUCUUAAUGACAGCUACGAGACGCUCAAGAAAAGGGAGGUGGAGCUUACAGAGUGGCGCUGGGUCUUGACGGAAGCAGGUGGUUUUUUUGACAGGGCCCAUGGCAACGUCGACGAGAUCCGCCAAUCUAGCGACAAUGACGAAGCACCACUGUUACAGGAUGUUGAACAGCAAGCAAGAGGUCAAAAUGGAGAUGCCUCUGGUGGACCAUCGCUUUCUGUGAUGAACAUUGGCUUCGUUGCUGGGGUAAUACCACGAGGCAGAAUAGCCGCUUUUGAACGCAUCCUAUGGAGAACGCUACGUGGGAAUCUAUACAUGAACCAAUCCGAGAUACCCAAGCCCCUCAUCGACCCGGUCAACAACGAAGAGGUUCACAAGAACGUCUUUGUCAUUUUCGCACAUGGCAAGGAAGUCAUUGCAAAGAUCCGCAAGAUAUCAGAAUCACUAGGCGCCGAUCUAUACAGCGUGGAUGAAAAUAGCGAGCUUCGACGAGAUCAAAUACACGAAGUCAAUACCCGGUUGAGCGAUCUGGCGAGCGUUCUCCGCAAUACGAAGAACACUCUUGAUGCAGAGCUCACACAAAUUGCCAGAAGCUUGGCUGCCUGGAUGGUUGUCAUUAAGAAGGAGAAGGCCGUAUAUCAAACACUCAACCGCUGCUCAUACGAUCAAGCCAGGAAGACUCUGAUCGCCGAGGCCUGGUGUCCGACGAACGGUUUAUCCUUGAUCAAAUCUACUUUACAGGACGUCAACGACCGGGCAGGAUUAUCAGUUCCAACGAUUGUCAACGUGAUCAAGACUUCAAAAACACCUCCCACAUACAACAAGAGGAAUAAAUUUACGGAGGCUUUUCAGACAAUCAUCGAUGCUUACGGAACAGCCAAAUAUACGGAAGUCAACCCGGGCCUGCCAACUAUCGUAACCUUUCCUUUCCUGUUCGCUGUUAUGUUCGGAGACUUUGGCCACGGGACGUUGAUGUUCAUCGCUGCCCUUGCCAUGAUAUAUUUUGAAAAGCCCAUGUCGAAGACUAAGCUCAAUGAGCUUGUGGCUAUGGCUUUCUACGGACGGUAUAUCAUGCUGAUGAUGGGCCUUUUUUCGAUAUAUACUGGACUUAUUUACAACGAUGUCUUCUCGAAGGCGCUCACGCUUUUUCCCAGCCAGUGGGAAUGGCCACAUGACUUCAAGGAGGGGGAGACUGUGCGGGCUCAGCUUAAGGGCGGCUACAGGUACCCAUUUGGACUUGACUGGAGCUGGCAUGGAACCGAAAACGAAUUACUCUUCUCCAACAGCUUCAAAAUGAAGCUCAGUAUACUAAUGGGCUGGACUCACAUGACCUACUCUCUAUGCCUCUCCUUUAUCAACGCGCGUCAUUUUAAGACACCGAUCGACAUUUGGGGUAACUUCGUGCCUGGCAUGAUUUUCUUCCAAUCCAUUUUCGGGUAUCUUGUCUUCACAAUCGUCUAUAAGUGGUGCAUAGACUGGUACGCAAUUGGCGAAUCGCCACCUGGGCUACUGAACAUGCUUAUAUACAUGUUCCUCCAGCCGUUGACGGUAGAUGAGCAGCUUUAUCCGGGACAGAUGGUUGUUCAGGUGAUAUUACUACUAGUUGCCGUUGCCUGCGUACCAGUCUUACUCCUGCUAAAGCCAUUGUAUCUGCGAUAUGAGCACAACAGGGCUCGCGCACUGGGAUACCGAGGCAUUGGCGAAACAUCAAGAUUCAGCGCUCUGGACGAUGACGAUGCGGAUGGGCAUGCUAUGAACGGCGGCCGAGACAGCAUGGGAUCGGAUCAUGAGGCCAAUGCAAUGAUCACCGAGGAUAUCGGCGAUGAGGAACACGAGGAGUUCGAGUUCUCGGAAGUGAUGAUCCAUCAAACGAUCCACACCAUCGAAUUCUGCCUGAACUGUGUAUCCCACACCGCGUCCUACCUCCGUUUGUGGGCCUUGUCGCUCGCCCAUCAGCAGCUCUCCGUCGUAUUAUGGACUAUGACACUUGGCCAGGCGUUUAAUUUCGAAGGGGUCCUGGGAGUGAUCAUGACCGUCGUCUUCUUCUAUGUUUGGUUCUUCCUGACCAUCGCCAUUCUCUGCGUAAUGGAGGGUACAAGUGCAAUGUUGCAUAGCUUACGAUUACAUUGGGUCGAGGCGAUGAGCAAGCACUUCAUGGGAGACGGGAUUGCUUUCGAGCCUUUUAGUUUUAAGUUGCUAUUGGAGGAAGAUGCGGAUGAAGGAUAA
This is a messenger RNA of Letharia columbiana, 2574 nucleotides long. RefSeq lists its product as uncharacterized. Gene Ontology annotation, cellular component: vacuolar proton-transporting V-type ATPase, V0 domain; fungal-type vacuole membrane; vacuolar proton-transporting V-type ATPase complex. Lineage: Eukaryota; Fungi; Ascomycota; Lecanoromycetes; Lecanorales; Parmeliaceae. The record is from RefSeq and is a predicted model, not a curated record. Gene Ontology annotation, biological process: vacuolar acidification; proton transmembrane transport. The transcript has 4 exons. Bases 1 to 2574 code for a protein of 857 amino acids. Gene Ontology annotation, molecular function: ATPase binding; proton-transporting ATPase activity, rotational mechanism.